UCGAUGGAUCAAUGUUAUUGUAGAGGGUCGCUGGGAUAAGGCAUGAGGAGGAAGGCGUAAGGAUUGAAUGAGGACGGAGCACCACAAGAAGGCUUAGGAAAUAUAGAGCACGGCAAACACGGCCAGAACCCAGAUCGCACUUACGAACGAAGGGGAAAACAAGACGAGGCAACAACGAGGCACGAGGCGAGCCUAGGCGAGCCUAGGCGACGACGACGACGACGACGAGCUCACCCACCAGCCCUGGACGGCUGGAAGGCGCGACAGAGGUGGGUGGAUGCACAAGGGCCAAGGGCCAACCACAGACAGGCGCAAGAAGGAAAGAACAACUUGGGUGACGAGGGUAGGAGAGACAGGGAGGGAGACUCCAACGAACGAAGGGGUCGUCUUAUUCAUUGACUGACUCUUUCUUCUCGUGGAGAAACAUUCCCUGGAGGCGUCAGGAGAAGAAGGAGUUCCCUCACGCCCGUCUGACUCGUGCAUGGACUCCAUCCAACUCCAUACAUUCAGGACCACUCGAUCGCCCCUGGCGAAAGACGGACUGACCACCCAACCGAUCGAUCGAUCGAUCUCGGAAACACAGACUCUUUCCUCCAGGUCAAUCAUAUCGUCGGAUGAUGAGCUGACCCCAACGCAAAAUGGCGGGACUCCAUUGAUCCGACGCAACCAGCGAAAUCACCAAGAGCAUUGGCUGGCUGGGAAGCACCUCAACCACAUAAAACGCGUCACACUCAGAGACGCCCAAAAGGCUAGUAUCAAGUCUUGGGCAAAAUCGGGAAAUCACUCCCAGACCGCAUCUAGCGGUCUAGUGGUCUACUGGUCUACUGGUGCGACACUUGACCAGUAGAGGCAGAGGCGUUGUUUCCCUUUCACGUCGUCCAGUUCUCAGACUCGAUGUUGCGCGGGUUCCUCUUGAUUCUGUUGGCGAUCAGCCUGGUCCAGUCUCGGGGAGUGGAUGUUGUGGCUCCCAUCCAGCCCCUGGAAUCUGAGCUCAAAGUCAAAUUUGUGACGGUUAUCUAUCGUCAUGGAGACCGAACGCCCAUAGAUCCCUACCCCACUGACCCGUAUAAGGACGCAUCGGAAUGGCCCGUGGGAUUCGGUCAGCUCACCGUACGAGGGAAACAAAUGCAGUACGCAUUAGGCCAAUAUUUGCGAGCGCGAUAUGGACAACUCUUGGGCCAAAAAUAUGGGGAAUCUUUGAUAUAUGUUCGAUCCACCGAUUUUGAUCGUACCUUGAUGAGUGCCGGGUCAAAUUUGGCGGGCCUGUUCCCACCUAUUGGUACCGAGGUAUGGAAUGACCAAUUGCUGUGGCAACCCAUUCCUAUCCAUACGGUUCCGGGCGACAUUGACAAUCUUUUGUCCAACCAUGCCAAGUGUCCUCGCCGAGAUAAAGCCCAAGAUGAAGUCUUGGCCUCUGACGAGGUGCACAAGUUGAACCAGCAACACAAGGAACUCUAUGGAUAUUUAACGGAGCACUCUGGGACGAGCAUCACGAAUAUGGUGGAAGUGGACUAUAUCUAUGACACUCUCUUUAUUGAACGGAUCUACAACAAAACACUUCCAAAAUGGACGCAAUCUGUUUUUCCCGAUAAGAUGAAAUAUCUUCGUGAUUUGAGUUUUAUUGUUUCAACUUGGACUCGUGAAUUGAAGCGACUGACGGCAGGCCCGCUUAUCUCGGAUAUUCUGACUACUUUCCGAAAAAUUCAAAGUGGAGAGAAUCCCCGAAAAAUGCACAUGUAUUCGGGACACGACACAACGAUAGCCAGUCUUCUGAAUGCCCUUGAAUUGUUAGACCCAGUUGUGGCUCCGCCUUACGCUUCGUCCGUUUUGGUUGAACUUUUGAGCACAUUUAAGCCCCAUCAGCCUAAGUACUUCGUCCGAAUCUUGUACCGAAAUGACUCUUCACGAGAGCCUUACUCGCUGCAACUACCGGGAUGUCAAGAGUUGUGCCCUUUGGACGAUUUUGACCGCCUGACGGUUAACUUGCGUCCUGAAUCCCAUUGGGCUCAAGAGUGCUCUCUGGGGGAUCAAGAAGACGAUCUAACUAUGGAAUUCAUCACGUUCGUAUCGGUCAGCAUUGGGAUACUGCUCUUCGUUAUCCUGACUCUCGCUGUGAUAGUCAAAUGCUUUCGUGGAAAAGGAACUAAUUUUGGAUACGCGACCAUAUCUCAGGAGAGAAGCCCGUGAUAAGAUGGAUGUAACGACAACAUGUCAGACCAAAUGACCCCAAUUAUGCAGAAAAAAGAAGAACAAUACCUCAUAAGCACAGGGCUGCUUGCCACAUAUAGUUUGGUACGGAGAUCCCUACUUCUGGCCAAAAGCUAUUUUUUAAGCCAUCGCAAAACUUAAAAUCUUCCUCCUGUAUCACGACAUUAUAUUUAUUGACAUAUCACAGACCAGGGACAUCAUGUCAAAUAUGUGAACCGCAUAAGAUUGAAAAUAAACUAAUCUUGCCAUCCGCGA
Molecule: messenger RNA, 2463 nt
Organism: Tigriopus californicus
Lineage: Eukaryota; Metazoa; Arthropoda; Copepoda; Harpacticoida; Harpacticidae
Gene: Acph-1
Product: prostatic acid phosphatase-like
Exons: 5
Coding region: 895-2187 (430 amino acids)
Biological process (GO): dephosphorylation
Molecular function (GO): phosphatase activity
Source: RefSeq, a predicted model, not a curated record